Messenger RNA from Theileria orientalis strain Shintoku, 687 nucleotides. RefSeq lists its product as uncharacterized. Gene Ontology annotation, biological process: DNA-templated transcription. The transcript is spliced from 5 exons. Bases 1 to 687 code for a protein of 228 amino acids. NCBI's taxonomy places the organism in Eukaryota, Apicomplexa, Aconoidasida, Piroplasmida, Theileriidae. The record is from RefSeq and is a predicted model, not a curated record.
AUGGCGCAAUUUUCCUGGACAAUCGUGGAAUCUAAGUCUGCGUCCUUACACAAGGCCCUGAAGGCCGUUGAGAAGUGUAACCACGAGAUAUCACAAACGCUCUAUUCGUCAUCGCACAAAACAAGAAUUUUAUCGCAACUGGACACAUUUGUGAGUUCUCUCAGGGAAAUCUCAGAAAAGUCCUCUUUUAACGACUACUUUGAAGAAUUGCCCUCGCUGUUCUUCAUUAAGGCCACAGGCGUCGUUCAACUCCAUCCUUCCUUUUUGGGUAAUGUUAAGCACGGGGUUUACUCGUAUCUUUCGAACUUUCUGAUGCAUUACAAUGAGGAUUUCGGCGGCGUCUGGAUCAGCUGUGGCAGCGUUAAACCCCUAGACUCCCUUGGAUUUCUGACCUCCGGAGACUUUCAGUCCAUAGUUUCCCUGCCCGUUUCACUUAGGGUAUUGGCAUUCGUUCCCAAACUGGACGUUAUUAUAGUCCUGGUCUACGGGAUCUUCAACGUUGCCGUUAAGCAUGAGGAUCUCCCCAAGAUUAAACAUGACGGCUCAUCCUAUAAACUCUAUUUUGAGGAGAAGACUGUUACUGAGAACUCUCUGGUGACCAUGAAGCUCAUAAGUGUCAACAUCUUAACUAAGAACAAGUCGUUGAACUUAUCGGCGGUUCUUGAAAGUAAUUUCUUAACGGAAUGA